AUGUGGAAACGCUCACCCAAGGAGUCUGAGAAAGACUCAACUCAACAUCUCUCUGACCUGGGCCUCCUGGGUAGAUCGAAAAAGUCUAAGAAAUUUCAAUCACAGCCAGAUUCCUCUCGUUCUCCCCUACGCUCCUUUCGCUCAUUCACCCGAAGCGUGGUAGACCGACCUGGGAGCAGUCUUUCCAAUCAGACCGACAGCACCCGGCCAAGAGCACCCUCGGCCUUCACUGAUCCCGGCCUGUCUGGCCCUUUACAUUCAAGUCACUCACGAGCCUCCUUCCACUCAAGAUCGGCACAGACCACCGGCCAGAUGGAGGUGGAUCGCACACGCACACGGAGGGAGAGGACCUUCGUUGGUACCAAUUGCGCCGUUUGCGACGAGCCCUUGGAGCACACUUUGCGCGGCGAGCGUGUCCUGCAGCUGUCGUGCGCCCAUGUCUCCCACGAGGCCUGUUUCUACGAAUACGUCCGCGAGUUUGACGGACAAGACUGUCCAGAAUGCAAUGCGCCUUUGUCCUUGGACACAAGUCGCGGAGGAAACGUGUUGGACAUUGACAAGAUCAGCAAGAUCGUGCGCUCCGUUACAUCAAAUGAUACCGCCACAGUGCGCAGUGGAUUGACCACUCCCACUCCGUGGGAGCAAUCCUCCACUCGACGGACCCCCAGUGAUGCGGGCAGCCGCUACACCGCAGCAACCCGCGAGCAAUCCUAUCAGCCGUCUACCAGAGAGCCAUCAUACAGCGCCUCAGGGCGAGAGCCUUAUUUACCAAGGGAACAGUACAACCCGUCAGCAAGAGACCCAUCUUAUCACCGGCGUGACAGCCGGGAUACAAGCAGUCAGCGUGACCGUGUAGAACGAUUGACUGUUGGCUCCCACAAUCGCCAACCGCACUCUCGGAAUGGCAGCGCCGCAGGCUCCUCUGGAGAAUACACCGAAGGCCAGCACACAAGCACUGGACGUCGCCACGAUUACGAUGUGCAUGCUAUGGAAUCAGAGCUGAGUCCUCGCCCGGGAGUCGCCAAGAACCCCAUACCCGCACCCAUUGUCACCGUUCGCAGCGAGUUCCCAACUAUGAAUCGAUCCCGUCAGCAGCAGACUCUCACGUGUUUGAUUACUGUUGAGGUCCCCGAAGCCAAUUGGAGGCCAGACGCAGAGGACCUUCGACACACGCCCAGCGGCCAGUCCCAGCCGGAGGAGCCUUACGCAGUGCGAUCUGCGAGUGGGCAAGAUGCCCGUUCUAUUCAGUACGAACCGACGGAGAACAUGGAUGAAAUUGCCGAGGAACUGCGCAACCGGGUCGACAAUUGGCAUGGUCUUGAGUUCAACCGGUUCGGCAAGCUGCGCCUUCAUGGACAGAUGCGCGUUGGAAAGGAUCGUGAUUCAUGGCAGGAACUGGAAUGUUAUCUUUUCGGGGAAAUGCUCAUCUGCGUGAAGGAGAAAAAGUCGUCCGAUCCGAAUCAGUUUGAUGAGAGUGGGAGGCGCAAGCCUGUACGCUACACCCUCAAGGGUUCGAUCUUGAUUAAGAAGCAUCUCAAGUCCCUUGACGCCUCGGCCGAUGAACCGAUUCUUGCACUCAAUCUCUCCGUCAGCGAAUUGCCUUGCUUCUUCCUUCGUUUCCCGAACCGCAACCAGCUCGAGACGUGGCGCCGGUCUCUGAUUGAUCUGCACCCUGUCGAGAAUAUUUCGCGCCCCAAUGAUUACGACUAUGAUAAUUCUGGCGAGGAGGAUGAUUUCCGUGGCAGUCGCAUUCAAAGACAGGCUUCUCUCAACUCUUCAUACGGUGCCGGCAAGUCUGUCAACACGGCUAUCACCGAUUACACCAACCCGGACACGGACGUACCUUCCAUCAACACUAUUCAUAUUCCUCUCGAUCUUGUCGUGGUCAUUCCCGUGUCCUCAUCAAUGCAGGGCUUGAAGAUCACUCUCUUGCGUGAUGCGCUCAGGUUCCUUGUGCAAAACCUGGGCCCUCGGGACCGUAUGGGGCUGGUCACUUUCGGCUCCAGCGGUGGCGGUGUGCCUCUGGUAGGCAUGACCACCAAGUCUUGGGCUGGAUGGCCAAAGAUUCUUGAAUCAAUCCGCCCCGUGGGACAGAAGAGUCUCCGUGCGGAUGUUGUCGAGGGCGCUAACGUGGCCAUGGACUUACUGAUGCAACGGAAGGUCAACAACCCAGUUUCAACCAUUCUUCUCAUCAGUGACUCGUCCAUCUCCGACCCUGAAAGUGUCGAUUUCGUGGUUUCUCGCGCCGAGGCCGCCAAGGUCAGCAUUCACUCAUUUGGUCUCGGACUGACCCACAAACCCGACACCAUGAUCGAGCUGUCCACUCGCACCAAGGGCUGCUACUCAUACGUCAAGGAUUGGAUGAUGCUCCGCGAGUGUGUCGCUGGAUGCCUAGGCGCAUUGCAGACCACUUCUCACCAGAACGUCAAGUUGAAGCUUCGUCUUCCGGAGGGAUCACCAGCCAAGUUCGUUAAGAUCAGCGGUGCUCUCCACACCACCAAACGAGCUACUGGCAAAGAUGCCGAGGCAGCUCUCGGCGACCUCCGCUUUGGAGACAAGCGCGACGUCCUGGUCCAACUCGUCAUUCAGCCCGAUAAUGCCACCCAAGACAACAUGCCUCAAGAUCCCUGGGAGAGCCUGGUCUCCGGGCUGGAAGCACUUGGCGGUGGCCCAGACGGUGACGAAUCACGCGUGGUCAGCGUCGAAGAAGUACCCCUGAUCCAAGCCGACUUGACCUAUGGCGAUCUUCUUCGUGACGGCCACCUCACUCACUCCCCUCGCCCAUCACUCUUGGCAAUCACAAUGCUCCCUCCCAACCCACGUGCCAAGGGCCAACGUCCUUCAACUCCUCCCAUCCCCCCACACCCCUCCAUCGUCCAACGACGAAUGGAGCUGCUCACCUCCGACAUGCUCACCCGUGCCCUCACCCUGGUCUCUCGAGGCCAGCACGACCGCGCCAUGCACCUUCUUAAUGAAACCCGAAGUAUACUCAAGGGUCUGGGCAAAGGAGGUCUUCCACCCCUGCCCCCAGCUGCCCGCUCAGGCAGCGAACCCGACAGCCGUGGCGGCACACCCGUUUCCGCCUCAUCACCCAAGUCUUCGACCUUUGGCGAAACCCACUCUUCCGCCUCGGAGACCAACACCAUCACACCUUCCUCCUCAGUUGAUGCACAAACCAUGAUUGCUCUCAACGCAGACCUCGAGUCCUCUCUGGAGUGGAUCAACCACCCCGCCGUCUUCAGCCGUGAUUCCCGCAAAGCCGUUCUCCAAAGUAUCGGUGUCAUCUCUUCUCAGCGCGCUUACACUUUCCGCACAGCGUCCGAGGCACACUGGGCCCAGCGCGUCUCUGGAAUUCGGCGGUUGACGGAACGAUCUCGUGACUGGCGUGAGACUGGCGAUGAUGCUUUGACCGAGGAGUGA
Messenger RNA from Penicillium olsonii, 3420 nucleotides. The record is from the annotation of a GenBank genome assembly. Lineage: Eukaryota; Fungi; Ascomycota; Eurotiomycetes; Eurotiales; Aspergillaceae.